Molecule: messenger RNA, 1401 nt
Organism: Vicia villosa (hairy vetch)
Lineage: Eukaryota; Viridiplantae; Streptophyta; Magnoliopsida; Fabales; Fabaceae
Product: choline-phosphate cytidylyltransferase 2-like
Exons: 3
Coding region: 62-367 (101 amino acids)
Biological process (GO): CDP-choline pathway
Molecular function (GO): phosphatidylcholine binding; choline-phosphate cytidylyltransferase activity
Source: RefSeq, a predicted model, not a curated record
UUUAAGUCUCCUUUUGACUCUGCACAUUGCAACAACAACAACACAAAACAGUAUAGUGAUCAUGAACAAUCAUCAGGACUGUGAAGUUGGCAGAAAUCAGAAACCUGUUCGAGUUUACACCGACGGAAUUUACGAUCUCUUUCACUUCGGUCAUGCCCGUUCUCUUGAACAAGCCAAGAAAUUGUUUCCAAACACAUAUCUCCUUGUUGGAUGCUACAAUGAUGAGAUGGACGAGAGUAAAAUCAUUAUGACCGAGCACGAACGCUAUGAGUCUCUUCGCCACUGCAAGUGGGUUGAUGAAGUUAUUCCAGACGCGCCAUGGGUAAUCAACCAGGAGUUCAUUGACAAGUGUUGGAAAUUAAAAUAAUUAAUUAUGCAUUUUCUAUUAAUUCUGCGUUUUCCAAGUAGUUAAUACAUUGUUUACUAGGUUCUAUGUAUCUUGGUAAACUGUAUUAGUUUAAUUCCUUGUAAAUUGCACAUAAUUAUGUAUUACCCUAGUAAGUUGUAACAAAUGAUUAUAAAUAAAGCUUUAUGCUGAGAGCAAUGUAUCUCAAGCAUAUUCAUAACAUUCUCUCUCUGUUUUUUCACAUGGUAUCAGAGCUCCUAAUCUAGGAGACUCUGCUUCUGCUAAUCCUUCUUUAGAAAAUCUGACUGGGCAUUUUUAUGCUGUCAAACCCUUAAAUCUUGACUGGGCAACUCUUGCUGUCAAGGUCUGUCAGUUAAACACUAUUUCUUCUUUCCGGUAGCUGUCUGUCCAGCCGCUGUUUGUACAUUUUAUUGCACUAAAAUACUAUGGAGGAGGAGAUUGUAAAUCCAUUUGCUCAGGGAGGAAGUUCUCAAGUCCAGAAUAACCAAUCUGGAGAACUACAGAGCAUCCAGCCUUCUUAUCGAUUAAAUGGGAAAAAUUAUUUGAAGUGGGCCCAACUUAUCCGUACUGUGUUAAAAGGAAAAGGUAAAAUCAGUCACUUAAUUGGUACUGGUCCUGCAGAGGGAGAUCCAACUUUUACUGCAUGGGAUGAGGAAGACUCGAUGAUUAUGGCAUGGCUAUGGAACUCAAUGAUUCCGGAGAUUAGUGAUACUUGCAUGUUUCUUAGCACUGCAAAAGAUAUUUGGGAUGCAAUAGAGCAAACUUAUUCGAAGGCCAAAGAUGCUGCCCAAGUUUAUGAUGUGAAGGUGAAAACAGUUGCUGCUAAGCAAGGAAAUAAAUCGGUCACAGAAUAUGCCAACCAAUUGAAGUCUCUUUGGAUGGAAUUGGAUCACUAUAGAGUGAUAAAAACUCACUGUGCAGCAGACUCAGCAGUUCUUAAGGAAUUUAUUGAACAAGAUAGAGUCUAUGACUUUCUUGUGGGAUUAAAUUCUGAAUUUGAUCAGGUAAGAAUUCAGAUUCUAGGAAAGCCUCAA